Hypoxylon trugodes is the source of this 1829-nucleotide messenger RNA. RefSeq lists its product as uncharacterized. The coding region runs from base 1 to 1605 and encodes 534 amino acids. Gene Ontology annotation, molecular function: transmembrane transporter activity. Lineage: Eukaryota; Fungi; Ascomycota; Sordariomycetes; Xylariales; Hypoxylaceae. Gene Ontology annotation, cellular component: membrane. Gene Ontology annotation, biological process: transmembrane transport. The record is from RefSeq and is a predicted model, not a curated record. The transcript has 5 exons.
AUGGGCCAACCAUCCUUCGAGGCAUCAAAUGCCACUAUAUACGUCACCUACGGCGCCUUUCUCCUGUUAGGAACUGGCUUGGCAUGGAAGAUGAGAAAUCAACCCAAAGCUGAAUUUCUAGCUGGUAACAGGACACAAACUGGUCAGAAUUACAAAUGGGAGCUAUAUAUGUGCCGGAUCUUGUUGCCGCCAUCGCAUGACUCUCCCUUUCCUUUGGCGCUUAACUUCAUCGCUGCUGCCAUGGGUUCGGGCAUAUUGUUCUCAUACCCCCAGCUGGCCACCCUCGCUGGCCUCCAGGGUGUCAUCGUCUAUGCUAUUUCGUCGGCUUGUCCCCUUUUAAUUUUUGCUGUCCUCGCUCCCAUUAUCCGCAGGAAGUGUCCUGAGGGGUUUGUGUUGACUGAAUGGACGAGACAACGAUACGGCAUCGUUACAGCACUCUAUCUAGGCGCUUUGACUCUUCUCACGCUAUUCCUCUAUAUGGUCGCGGAACUUUCCGCAAUCGGGCAGGUUAUUGAGGCCUUAACUGGACUCGAUGGUCUUCCUGUUGUCAUCGUUGAAUGCGUCGUGACGACCGUUUAUACUUCUCUCGGGGGGUUCAAAAUAUCAUUCAUCACGGAUAAUAUUCAAGGUGCCAUGAUAUGUUGUUUGAUUAUUAUAGCAACUAUUACUAUUGGUGCCAAAACGGAGAUCAAGCCGGAGCUAAUUGCUGAUUCCGGAUUACUUAAUUCAAGUCUCGUAGGGUGGCAGCUCAUCUAUAUCUUACCUGUCGCCAUCUUGACGAAUGACUUUUUCCUAGCCAAUUACUGGCUACGCGCGUUUGCUUCCAGGACGGACAAAGAUCUCUGGGUUGGCGUCUCGGUAGCCAUGGUCGUUAUUCUUAUUGUUUUGACCCUGGUCGGCUUUACAGGACUCAUCGCUGUGUGGUCUGGUGCGUUUUCUCCUGAUGGGGAUGGAUCUGUCGCCUUCUUCCUGUUGCUUGAGCAAUUGCCCAACUGGGUUGUGGGCAUUGUCAUUGUCAUGUCGGUCUGCUUAAGUACUGCGGCGUUCGACAGCUUGCAGUCCGCCAUGGUAUCUUCUGCUUCCAAUGAUCUCUUUCGCAACCGCUUAAAUAUUUGGUGGAUUCGCGGCGCUGUUGUCUUGGUUAUCUUCCCAGUUGUCGUUCUCGCGCUGAAGGCACCGAGCAUUUUACAAAUCUACUUGAUAUCCGACCUUCUGUCCGCCGCCACGAUCCCGGUUCUUAUGCUUGGGUUGUCAGAGCGUCUCUACUGGUGGCGAGGGUUCGAAGUCUUGGUUGGGGGUCUAGGUGGCAUCUUGACUGUCUUCAUUUUUGGGACCAUCUACUACGGCGAUGCGCAGCUCGGUGGUGAGCUGAUCCUCCUAGAACAAGGACUGUACACGGGCGAUUGGGGCGCUUUUGGUGCGUUUGUCGCUGCACCUGUGGGCGGCUUGCUUUGGGGUUUCGGCGCAUUGGCUUUGAGAUUGACGGUUCAAUUCGUCCAGUCCAAGGUACGCGGUACCCGAUUCGAUGCGCUCGACUACGUCGCUGCCGUAGCACCCGAAGAUUCAGAUGCUACCACUACUAAAAUUACUGGCAAGUUUUUCUAGGCCGAACUUGGCCUCGGAAGACGAAAGGGAUGUAGUUUCGUGAAACGCAAAGGAGAGGUGUAGAACCAAAAUGGGUUUGUGAUGGAAGGCCUUUUAAGGACUGGGUACUAAGAGUAUAUGCUAAUUCGGUCGUGUAGAGUUGAACUCUUGGUAAUACAUUAAAUUUCCAGCGAUCUCUGCCUGUGCCCCUCUGCCUGUGCCCCUCGACGACCAGUGUUAUCUCG